AUGGCAUCAAUAACUGACCAAAGUCAUUAUGAUCUAAGAAAGCAUAAAGGAAUGAAUUUUGUGGACAAUGUCAAUAAUAAUAAUAAGUCAACAAAACACACAGAUAAUGUCCCUGAGGAGGAAACCACAGAACAUGAUUCUUUGAGUGACAGCAAGAAUACAAUUGAUACAGAAAGUGAGCAUAAGAAAGAGGAGAAUGCUGGAUCCUCUUUGCAAGCUCAUGGUCUUCCCCAAGAACAAGAUAAUGAGCCUUUCCCAGGCAGCAUCACUCACACUGAAGGGGGCAGUACAGUGUACACAACUGCCCCUGUGUAUGGACCCCCUCCACCCCCUGCAGAUGAGGAAGAUGAGCUCAAGUAUGAUGAGAGUGGGGAACCCAUCUUCUCCUCUCCCUCUGAGCUCCACAGGUUCUUGGAACGAA
Messenger RNA from Paraglomus occultum, 421 nucleotides. The record is from the annotation of a GenBank genome assembly. Lineage: Eukaryota; Fungi; Glomeromycota; Glomeromycetes; Paraglomerales; Paraglomeraceae.